UUUAUAUUGUCAGGUUGGGGAGAAGUCGGUCAUUGUGGCUGCUUGUGGGGGAGGGGAGGCUGUACUGUAUCAGAAAUCACACACAAUGCUCUACUUGUGGCUCAUAACUUUAUUCAACUUCACCGUAAAUCCCCUGCUUUUUCCAUCAACAUUUCUAUUUAGGGAGUUCAUAACUCCCAUGUGCUUGGUUAAUCACGCCCUGUGUAUGCUGCCACCUGAAGAGUUUAGUGCACGUUGGCACCAAGUCCUCUCCCCUCCCCGUCUCUCUGCGCGCUCUUUAGCACUGAGUCAUUAAGUAUCUAUUUCCUUCUCCCAAACCGUUCUUCCAAAAUGAAUCGCUUGUUAAAUCCCAAUCUGCCGGCCUACAAUUCUCCGACUGGUAGUUAGAAUCAUAGAAUUCGUACCGUGUGCCAGCAUUCGGCCCAUCGAGUCCACACCGAGCAUCCCUCCCGUAUCAUCCCCAUCUCCCAUGGCUAACCCACCUAACCGGAACAUCCCUGAUGGGCAAUUUAGCACCCACCCACCCUACACCUCUUUGGAGUAGGAGGCAGCCAGAACACCCGGAAGAAACCCGUGUAGACACAGGGAGAACGUGCAAUCUCCACAAACUCGGGACCCUGGCGCUGAGAGACAGUGCUACCCUGUGCAAUUGUUUCCUGCCCCAUAUUACAAGAAUGUCUGAUGAUGAUGAUGUUCCGUUGCCUAAGAAAUCUCGGAUUUAUUAUGGAAGCCUUGAAGAGAAGGAGAAAGAGAGGAUUUCCAAAGGAGAUGCAGGAUACCUGGGGAAAGAAGCUGUGAAAGCUGGGGUAGAAGCUGGACAUAUUAAUAUAUCCAGCAAUGAGUUCUAUGAGGUCGAAGAGCACGUCAGUGAGAGGCAAGCGGAGGUACUGGCAGAGUUUGAACGCAGGAAACGAGCACGGCAGAUUAAUGUCUCGACAGAUGACGCAGAAGUGAAAGCCUGUUUACGAGCACUUGGAGAGCCAAUCACACUUUUUGGGGAAGGACCAGCAGAACGACGAGAGAGGUUACGUAACAUACUGUCUGUGGUGGGUGCUGACGCCUUGAAAAAAACAGAGAAGACAGAAGAUGCAAAGAAAAGCCGACAGGAGCAUCAGCAAACCUGGUAUCAUGAGGGCCCCAGCACCUUGAAGACUGCUCGUGUCUACAUUGCCCGCUUUUCUCUGCCAAGAGCUGUGAAGCGACUGGAGGAAGCCCGGGCAAACAAGGAGAUUCCGGAGGCUUCACGAACUGCGCGACAGCAGGAGCUCCAUAAGAGCUUACGGGCCCUAAAUAAUUUCUGCAGCCAAAUUGGUGAUGACCGACCCAUCUCCUACUGCCAGUUCAGCCCCAAUUCCAAGCUCCUGGUUACAGCUUCUUGGAGUGGGCUCUGUAAGCUUUGGGGUGUUCCUGACUGUAGUCUUAUUCGUACACUGAGAGGUCACAGCACAAAUGUGGGUGCCAUUGUAUUUCAUCCCCAAGCCACCAUCUCACUUGAUGAGAAGGACUGUAACAUGGCAUCAUGUGCCGCUGAUGGCUCAGUGAAACUCUGGAAUCUGGAAAGUGAUGAACCAGUAGCUGACAUUGAAGGACAUACCAUGCGAGUUGCUCGAGUGGCUUGGCACCCAUCAGGCAGAUUCCUGGGCACCACAUGUUAUGACCACUCCUGGCGACUCUGGGAUCUGGAAGCUCAGGAGGAAAUCUUGCACCAGGAAGGCCAUAGCAAGGGUGUCUAUGACAUUGCCUUUCACCGUGAUGGCUCACUGGUGGGAACUGGAGGCCUAGAUGCCUUUGGGCGGCUAUGGGAUUUACGGACGGGUCGAUGCAUCAUGUUCUUGGAGGGACACCUGAAGGAGAUCUAUGGGAUCAGCUUCUCUCCUAAUGGAUAUCACACAGCAACAGGAAGUGGAGAUAAUACCUGCAAAGUUUGGGACCUUCGCCAGCGGAAAUGCAUCUAUACCAUCCCAGCACACCACAACCUCCUGUCUGCGGUCAGGUUUCAGCCCACAGAUGGACAUUACCUGCUUACUGGUGCCUAUGACAACACUGCAAAGAUUUGGACACACCCUGGGUGGUCACCCCUCAAAACCAUGGCUGGGCAUGAGGGCAAGGUGAUGGGCUUGGACAUCUCUCCAAAUGGGCAGCUGAUCGCCACGUGUUCAUAUGACAGGACCUUCAAACUCUGGACAUCUGAGUAGAUAGAAUGGAGCAGAGCAGUAACUACAGGCCACCCCCUAUUGUGUAGGAGGAGAAAAAUUCCUUCCAGUAACUAAUAUAUGACCAAAAAACUGACAACUGGCCACCAAAGUUCAACAUCUCCCAGAAAUGACGUAUCCAGUCAUCAAGCACUCAUUGCCAGGGUCACCUGGAGACUGCUUUGGUCAUGUAUUUUUAGUGUCUUGGUGAUUGACAGGACUGUUGAGAAUUGGACCUUGCCAAUUCCUGUGAAACUUGAGCUGUUUAUUACCGGUUUAAAUUUACCUGGCCUUGCUCCACAGGAUCAGCAUACCCUGGUGUGGAGCAGACACUAAAGAAGAUCUUCUGUACUUGCAAGAGCAGAUCCCUGAGAAGAUUGUUUUCUUCCUGUUCCUCACUGCCUUCUCAUUUAUAUCAAUAGCUUCAAAGAAACAACACAAGCAGGAACACUGAUUCAAUCCUGGUCGGCCUACAGUCAGAGUCAAAGAUUAGCUGAGCCCAGCAGCUUUGGGCAAACCUUAGUCGGUUUUGAUUGGGUGCCGGAAUCCAGUGAAGUCUACAGAGCUGGGGAUGAAAUGUGUCAGUGUAGUGCUGAGCUCACAGCAGUAUCAGUGAUGACUGGAAUUUGUGUGUAUGCUGUAUUGUGUAAGCCACACAGGUGAUGGUGUUCUCUAGCAAUGCUUUUGUAAUAAAUAUUUUGAUAAAUAAGCGUUGCUCUAA
Stegostoma tigrinum is the source of this 2913-nucleotide messenger RNA. It is a transcript of the gene prpf4, whose product is annotated as PRP4 pre-mRNA processing factor 4 homolog (yeast). The transcript is spliced from 14 exons. Gene Ontology annotation, molecular function: protein binding; U6 snRNA binding; U4 snRNA binding. NCBI's taxonomy places the organism in Eukaryota, Metazoa, Chordata, Chondrichthyes, Orectolobiformes, Stegostomatidae. Bases 501 to 2195 code for a protein of 564 amino acids. The record is from RefSeq and is a predicted model, not a curated record. Gene Ontology annotation, biological process: mRNA splicing, via spliceosome. Gene Ontology annotation, cellular component: U4/U6 x U5 tri-snRNP complex.